Messenger RNA from Pogoniulus pusillus (Red-fronted tinkerbird), 5196 nucleotides. It is a transcript of the gene CFAP43, whose product is annotated as cilia and flagella associated protein 43. Gene Ontology annotation, cellular component: axoneme. The record is from RefSeq and is a predicted model, not a curated record. Gene Ontology annotation, molecular function: protein binding. Gene Ontology annotation, biological process: cilium assembly; sperm axoneme assembly. The transcript has 39 exons. Lineage: Eukaryota; Metazoa; Chordata; Aves; Piciformes; Lybiidae. The coding region runs from base 46 to 5076 and encodes 1676 amino acids.
ACUGUUUCCAGGGCCGGGUGUACACAGGCCGCUGCUGUGGGGCAGAUGGAGCCUCUGGCCGAGGCUGCGCUGGAAGUGAGUUGGGUUCAGGGAUUCUCAAACAAGAACUUCAGCUUUAUCAACAAUCAAACUGCCUGCUACCCCUGUGGCAAUUACAUCCUCUUUCUGGACAUUGAAACAAAGAAAACUACAGUGCUGCAGUGUCAGACUGGCCAGGUGGGAGCCUUUGCAGCCAAUGGGAAUUGUCAAGUGCUGGCCUUUUCAGACCGGAAGCUCAACCCUGUCAUAUAUAUCUACACUUUUCCAGAACUGAGUAAACUGACUGAAUUAAAAGGUAACGCUCAGCUGGACUACACCUUACUUGCAUUUAGUUUCACAGGCCCAUAUCUAGCCAGUUACUCUUCAAUCCCAGAAUUCACUCUUUCAGUAUGGAACUGGCAAGAAAAUAUUCUCCUGUGCAGUGAGUCUCAGCCAGGAGUAACAGUGUCCUCUUUAAGUUUUAACCCUAUGAGUUGGCAACAGCUGUGUUCUGUUAAUGAGAGCUCCGUUACUGUCUGGCGUAUUGAAAGGAGUAAUGAUGAGCAUCACCUUAAGCAUAACCUUGUGGAACUCCCUGAUGGACAAGGGUCUGUGAGUCCUCAUAAGGAUUUGUUUUUCCCAGUUUCUCAUACUGAAGAUCCUUACUAUGGUCCUGAUUUGCCUGUUUCAGCCAUUGGUGGACUGGUAGGAGAUGAUGCACAAACAUUCAUGCCUAGAAAUUAUGUGAAGCCUUCGGUACAUCCUACUGCCCACUGCUGGACUGCAACGUCAGAAAUUUACCUGGGCUGUGAAGAGGGAUAUGUUUUGGCAAUUGAUGCUGAGACAUGCAGUGUUUCUGUUCUUCAGCAAAACCUUCUGCCUGAAUACAUGUGUAAAGUAUCAGACAUGGUGUCUUGUGUUCAUAGAGAAGAACAGAAACAGAAAGAUGGCAAAACAAAGGAUCUGCAAAAACCUGCUUUAUUUGCCAUGGCAUUUUGUAAUGAAGGACUAUACGCAGCUGGAAGUGAGGGCACAUUAUUAUGUUGCCACAUUGAAGGUUUGCAGUAUAAGAUGAAAGUCUGUGCUGAUAUCUUACAACCUAUAUCCAGCCUCAUGUUCUCUCCUGAUUAUACUGUACUUCUGCUUGUCACUCACCAGGGGACAGUCUACACUUACAAACCUGCACAUGGUGGAGAAGCUGUCAAACUCUUGGACACAUGCAGCAGUUGUUUUCUGGCGGCUGAUUUUCUUACACCAGGGAACAAAUACUGCGUAUCCAUAACAAUUUCAGGUGAAGUACAAGUUUGGUUCCUGGAAGAUGGAACUUGCCUCAGCAAGCUAAAUCUUGAUAUUGAGGCAACUGCUAUGGCUUGCUGUCCCUCCUCCAACAGUGUUGCUGUAGGAACCAACAAAGGUCAAAUCUAUUUCCUUGACGUUACCCAAGUUGAAGCUCCACGAGUCGUUCACAGAAUUUUUCUUUCCACAUUUGCGGUGCUGUCUUUGCAUUAUGAUCAGAGUGGCCAGUACCUCAUUGCUAGAGCUACAGAAGGACAUAUCUUUAUUCUGGAUGCCCGACCUUCAAAACUAUUCCAAGUCCUUGGAUAUAUAGUGUUGGAAGAGGAAGUGCUGGAUCUUUCUGUAGUUUCUGACUUGAGGAGUGACUUAGUUGAAGUAAUGGUGCUUCAUAACGUAGCAGAGGUCCAGAGAGCAAGACUGGACAUUUUUUUUCUAUCUUCAGCUCUCACAACAGACAAUGAUAAAUACAUUACUGAACAGGGAAUGCUUGAUGCUAGUGCCAUUAAAAGGGAGCAAUAUGAUCUGGAUUACCCUUUGAGCUCAGCAGUCAGAUUGAAGGAUAACAUUGUGUAUGGCUACUGUGCCUGUGCGCCUUUCAUCUGUAAAUACCAUCUUUCUGAAGAGAAUAUGUUGGAAGAACCAUCAGUAUAUUUAUCAGAAAAGAGGAUUCCUAGCAAUCAGUUUGGAUCAGGUUUCCUCUGCUUAUCACCCAAUGGCCAGUGGCUGGCAGCAGCAGCAGCGGAUGGUGUUUUGAUCAUCUAUCACACCUUUACUAUGGGUAUUCUUGCUCAAAAGCAUUGUCACUCAUAUCAAGGAGGUGGAAUCAGGUCCAUGGUAUUUUCACUGGAUGGCAACUUUAUCCUUGUUAAUGGCAAAAAUGAUGGUGCCCUGGUGUGUCUGAAGUGGAAGAAGAUAAAGAAAACUGAAGUUGAGAAAGCAGCUUUUCACUGGCAAUCUCUUCUUGCUAUAUUGAACAAUUCUGCUUCGAAUGAAAAUGUUGUUCUAAAAUCUAUGGCAAAAUGGCAGUUUGACCCAGAAUUCACACCAGAAUCACCUCCAGAAGAGAAAUUUAAGGAGCCACCACUUAAAUCUUGCAAUGUAGAGGUGACAGAAGAAGAUCAAAAUGUUACCAGUCUGUAUUCAGCCAGUAGCAGUGACAUGACAUGGAUAGGUCAGAAAAUAAAAAAGGUCAUUAUAGAAGAGACUCAGAGGUUUGGUAACCAGAAGAAAGAGCUGCAAAUGGGAAUUAAAAAGCUGUGUGAAACUAUUCAGAAAAUGAUGCAUGAAAAUGAGCAGGUGCCAGACAUUGAGAAACUGGAGCAGCACGAGUUCAACCUGGAUGUGGAAGAACAGGAAAGACUGCAAGCAGAGGCUGAUCAAGAAGUGGCCAGGGUGAGGAAAGAGAUUGAGAUGGAGACUUUAGCCAACCGCUAUUUGCAGGAUGUCAUCAAACAUGAGUGUUGGGAUGCUAUGUGUGUAAAAGGACGUGUAGUUAAGUGCUUCCAUAUUGUUUGUGAAGUAAAGAACUAUCCACUGAAGGAGCGUAGUGAAGAAGAGCUGAAAACGUUGGAGAAAGUUCUCCAGUUGAAGAAGCUUGAGACAGCUGAUCUUAACGUCCGGAAGAAGGAUCCUGAGGCUAAGUCUGAGACUGUAUUAUCUAAUAAAGAAGGAGAGAAGGCAGAAGAAGUAAUGACUGAUGAUAGUUCGUUGUACUGCCUGAUUGGAAGUCUGAGCUCUCAGUAUGGUGGAGACACAUCUAUCCUAUACCACCAAUGGGACUUACACACCAGGGAGCAGAAAAUCAAUCAGAUAGUAUUAUUGAAGGAUGUCAUUUACAAAGUGAAAACUGCUUUUAAUAAGGAAUUUGACAGAGUUGCACAACAAAAGAAGCAGGAGAUCGCACGGGUGAAAGAAAGAAACCUGAGGAUCCGAGAAAUCUUGGCACAACUUGAUCUCCAGGUGGAAGUGUGGGAACCAGUUCUUACAGAUGAUGAAAUACCAGAGCGAGCACUCACUGUUCAGGAUUCAGAGAUUAAAGUUGAAAAAUACUUGACUCAACAAGAGAGAGAGAAAGCAGAAAUGCUGGCUAAGCUUGAAAUGGAAAGACGACUUGCUGAUAUGGACAACGAGAGACUGCGUGCUCUUAAUGACAUGAUGGGUGGAGUGCUGGAAGUCAAAAAAGAAGACAUCUUAAAAAUAGAUAUUCCUCCUCCUCCUUUUAUGUCCAAGCCUGAGCAUCUUUGGAAUAAUGAAGAAAAUAAAAUAUUCAGAGAAUAUGAGGAAAAAGUCAAGGAGCUGAAUGAAGAAAAAGAGAAGUAUAGAAUGGCACUGAAAAAUGAAUUGAAGAAACUUGAAGCUUCUAUCCAGGAAACAACACAAAAUUUUGAUAAGACUGUAUGCAAACUCUCUGAAAGGAAGGUGAAAUUCGAGAUGGUCAUCUAUCAGGAAGAACUCAAAAUAGUAAAUCUCCUUUAUUCUUUACUGUUGGAUGAAGAGUUGGACAGUAGAAAAGCAGGACUUAAUAAUUUCCUUUUGAAAAAGGAGAAAGAAAAAGUCAAGGCUGCAAGCGCAAUCCAGACGACAGAGUGUAAAAUUGAGGCCUAUGCAGAUGUCUGUGAAAAUAUAAUAGCAGAAGAGAAGGAGCUGGACAGUGAUUUUAUAAGGGAGUUUGCCAAUGUACCUGACGACCUCUUUGAUGAACUUUCCCAACUUUACAAGCAUCGACCCAAGACCCCAAAGACAGAACCGCUUCUUGAUGCAGCUAACCCAUAUGGAGGUUGUUCAGUUUCAGAUGAAGAUUACACAGAGGCACUUACCCUUUUAAUGAAAGCCAUGGAUGAACUAGAUAGUCCUGAGCACAUGCCUAAUGGCUUAGACCCAUCUGUAUGGGAACAUUUUUGUCUGGCUAGACGAAAUAAAAUCAGGAGUGAGGAGCUGGUGAAGCAGAAGACCCAAACACUGUCAGAAAUGCAGGCCUUUCUCCAGAGAAGAAUGGAUGAAAAUGAGAAGAUUACAUUGGAAUUAGAAGGCAUUUUCCAAGAACUGACUUGGGUCGAAAAGGAGAAGAUGAAACUUCAGCUGAAUUUGACUAUCCAAUUUCUGCUGAAACAAGGACAGGUGGAAUUGGAAAUUACUGAGAUCCCAGACUACAGUGAUGCCAUUCUCAUUAAUAAAAGAGUUAUUGAAGAGCUUAAUAGCGCUAUCAUGGCUGAAGGAGAAAAAAAGGUUGCUAGCAUGGUGGAAUGCAAAGACUUCUCUAAAGGGAUAUUUCAGCUAGAAUGGGAACACAAGAAGAUGAGAAUGCAGACAGAAGAUCUGAAACAGAAGGCUCGAGAUAUUGUAACACUACGUAUUUCAAGAGAUUGCCGGCUAUUACUAACUGAGCCGAACUACAACAGACGCAUUGCUCACCAGAUUUCAGUGAUGGAGCAGGGUCUUGGCAUCAUGGAUGAGCUGCACAAGAAGAAUGUGAAGAAACGUCAGAGAAAAAUUAAAGAGUUGGAGAAGUGCAUCAGUCUGAAAAAACAAGAAAACUAUGAGCUCAGCCUGGAGCUGAAAGAAACGCUUGUCUCUGUUUCAGAAAGGAGACAUACCUCUGAGGCAGCCGACACAAAGCGUGUUUCUGAGAUUGCAAAGCAGCGUUACCGAGAGAUUUUAAAGCAGAAACACCUACGGGGGCUUGUAAAGGAACAGGAAGAACAGCUUGAAAUUCUUCAGGCAGAAGUUCAAAGACUGAGAUCAAGAACAUUCCCUAUUCUUUAAAAGUCAGAGUCCUGGUAUAUAGUACCAUGGUUUUGACUAAGAAAAGAGCUUGGACAUCUGCCUGCUUUUUCUCCUUGAACUUUUCUUUCCAUAAAUGAUUUCUUCAAAGAUAACUUCAAA